AUAUACCAGCUUACAGUUUUGGCUGCACUGAGCUGGCAGCUGCAGCUGGUUAACAGCAGCUGUAAUCUGUGUCAGGCCAGCAACGAUGCGGCCUGCAUUAAUCAGACGGCGUAUCAAUUGUGCUUUGGCCAGGAUAGCCCCAAUACGAAUCAAAUAUUCAACUGCCCCGACGGCCUGGUCUGCACGGAUAAGCCGCAAAUCUGUUUCCAGCGCUCCGAAAUGCCCGCCAGUUGUGGCGACACCGACAGCUGUGGCCUGUGCAACGAGAACAAUGUUUUUGCCUGCACCUCGCGCAACACAUUCGCCUUCUGUUUUGGCGCCACAACGCCCACCGCUGUGAAUGGCACCUGCCCCGCGGGACGCUUCUGCGACGCCUCCAGCGUGGAUAUAUGUGUUGCCACUGCCACAGCCGAUUCGAUCAUAUGCCAUUUGGAUUGAUUCAAUUGAUUAUUGUGCUGCUCGACAUUCCAACGAGAAACUUGUCAAACGAGAGUCGAUUUUAGUUUAUAGCAAAUGUUUCAUAUUUCUUAACGAAUUUGAUAGCAUGAAAUAUUGUUUGCUGCAGACUGCCUUAUUCUAAAUUUAAACUAAACUAAAA
Messenger RNA from Drosophila virilis, 598 nucleotides. RefSeq lists its product as uncharacterized. NCBI's taxonomy places the organism in Eukaryota, Metazoa, Arthropoda, Insecta, Diptera, Drosophilidae. The record is from RefSeq and is a predicted model, not a curated record.